Molossus molossus (Pallas's mastiff bat) is the source of this 4117-nucleotide messenger RNA. It is a transcript of the gene ANKLE2, whose product is annotated as ankyrin repeat and LEM domain containing 2. The record is from RefSeq and is a predicted model, not a curated record. Lineage: Eukaryota; Metazoa; Chordata; Mammalia; Chiroptera; Molossidae. The transcript is spliced from 13 exons. Bases 1 to 2898 code for a protein of 965 amino acids. Gene Ontology annotation, molecular function: protein phosphatase 2A binding. Gene Ontology annotation, cellular component: endoplasmic reticulum. Gene Ontology annotation, biological process: negative regulation of phosphorylation.
AUGCUGUGGCCGCGGCUGGUGGUUGCCGAGUGGGCAGCGCUGGCCUGGGAGCUGCUGGGCGCCUCGGUGCUGCUGUUCGCGGUGCGCUGGCUGGUGCGGUGGCUGGAGAAGCGGCCGCGGGGUCUGGGCCGGAGCGCGCCCCCCGCCGCGCCGCCCCGCGCGGCCGUGGACCCAGCCCCUGACCCAGGUGUGAUGACAAUGGAUGCCAUCUUAGCUAGACUGAAACUCCUGGAUCAAGAUGACCUCAGAAAAGAAAUUAUCAAAGCCGGAUUGAAAUGUGGACCCAUUACUUCAACCACAAGGUUCAUUUUUGAGAAAAAAUUGGCUCAGGCUUUGUUAGAGCACGGAAGAACCCUGUCUUCACACCCUCCUGAGCAGGCCGCCCCAGGCACCACAGCUCUCAGCCAGGACACACAGAGGAUUUUGAAGUCUGCCGUAGGGAGCCUGCCUGAGCAGGUCUGCUUUUCUGAAGACAGAGAUUUGGGUUAUAGCAUGGGCUUGACUCCUCUGAAGGAAGAAGACCUGAAGUCUAAGACCUGUUCUGUGCCUUUCAGUGCUAUGGCUGGGGUUGAUGGUCCCAAAACAGUGGUAAGGGCCUCCAGUGAGCAGCCUCUAUACUACGGGGUGUGCCCAGCCUACGAGGAUGCCCCAGCAAAAAACGAAAGGGUGCAUGUUUAUGAAGAUAAAAAGGAAGCAUUGCAAGCUGCCAAAAUGAUCAAAGGAUCCCGAUUUAAAGCAUUUUCAAGCAGAGAAGACGCUGAGAAAUUUGCUAGAGGAGUUUAUUAUUUCUCUUCUCCGAACAGAACGUCACGACUUUCUCCUAUGAAAAUAGUGUCACUCUCUAGCAACGGUGGGUUAAAAGAUGGCUUGUGCUUAUCUGAGUCAGAAACUGUAAACAAAGAGCGAGCAAACAGCUAUAAAAAUCCCCGCACGCAAGACCUCACUUUCAAUCUGCGCAAAGCUGUGGAGCUGGGAGACGAAGACACCUUCUCUAAGCUUAUCUGGAGUAACCCCCGGUACCUGAUUGGUUCAGGGGACAACCCCACCAUCGUGCAGGAGGGAUGUAGGUACAAUGUCAUGCAUGUUGCUGCCAGAGAGGAUCGGGCUUCCAUCUGCCAGAUGACUCUCGAGACACUGGAGAACCCCGAGUUUAUGCUGCUCAUGUACCCAGACGAUGCCCCGGACAUGCUACAGAAGCGCAUUUGUUACAUCCUCGACCUGUACCUGAACACACCUGACAAGGGGGGCAACGACACACCGCUGCAUUUUGCUUGUAAGUUUGGGAAUGCAGAUGUGGUCAACGUGCUGGCUUCACACCCUUUGACUGUAAAAUGCCCACGGAAUAAAUAUGGUAAAACACCUGAAGAUGUUAUUUGUGAAAGAAGGAAAAAUAAAUCUGUGGGACUGGAAGAGCAGAUUAGAGAAUAUUUAAAGGGUCCCUACUACGUGCCACUCCUGAGAGCAGAGGAUAUGUCGUCUCCGGUGAUUGGGGAGCUGUGGUCCCCAGACCAGACAGCUGAGGCUUCUCACUUUAGCCAUGGUGGAGGCAGCCCCAGAGACCCUGUUCUGACCUUGAGAGCCUUCGCGGGGCCCAUUAGUCCAGCCAAGGCAGAAGAUUUUCGAAGACUCUGGAAAACCCCGCCUCGAGAGAAAGCAGACUUCUUUCACAAUGUCAGGAAAUCAGAUCCAGAAAGAGGCAUGGAGAGAACAGGAAGGGAGCUGGCUCACGAACUAGGGUAUCCCUGGCUUGAGUACUGGGACUUUCUGGGCUGUUUUGUUGACCUGUCUUCCCAGGACGGCCUGCAGAAACUGGAGGAAUAUCUCACACAGCAGGAAGUAGGCCGAAAGGCCCCAAAAAACAUGGGAGAAAAUGAAGCUUGUCUUCAGGAGAACGCUUCUGCCUUUGUCUGUCGUGGGAAUUGCAGCAGUUCUGUCUCUGUGAGGGACUUUCUGGACGAAGACAAUGACAUGAGCUUGGAAGAGAUUAAAAAUCGGCAGAACACAGCUCGAAACAACAGCCAGACCACAGUCGGGGCUUUCAGAGACUCGGGGUGCGACACCCUUCUCUUGGAGCAGAGGACAAACCUUAUAGAAGACUCAGUGCAGACCUGUCCCCACAGCAGCAAGAAUGGGUUCUCUAGCCCCCCGAGUGCCAGAAAGACCCAGGGUGGGAAGAGGACCAAGGCUGCGAGCCAAGAGGAAGCCCUCCCGUCACAUGUCUCCGGCUUGGCUGUUGAGUUCAGUAAGCUCAAUCUGCAGAAUCUAGGAAGUGGGUUUUCUGAGACAAGUAUGAAAACGAGAGAUGAGAAGAUCCUGACAUCAAGAGUGGAUGCAGUGGACGUUGACAUGCUAGAGCCUCCUGCGGCCAACAGCCUCGGAAGCAGCCAAGCAAGGACAGAAAGCGAGAUGUCAGCAGGGAUUGCUAACAUGUGCCUGGGUCCCCACAGUCCCAGACAUGAGACCCAGCAUGGCUUCCCUUUGUCCUCGGAGCCCUUGGAGGUCCAUGCCACAAAGGAGCCUGUCCGGAGGCUCUUCCUUUUUGGGGAGGAGCCGUCCAAACUGGAUCGCGAUGUCUUGACAGCCCUGGAUGGUGCAGAUGUGGACCCUCAGCGGUACCCCGCUGUGUGCAGGUGGAAGAGCGCUGUCCUGAGCUACCCGUCCUCCGAUAGACAGAGUUGGCCAAGCCCCGCGAUAAAAGGGAAGUUGACGUCUCAGCUGCCGGAUCUCGGUUGCCCUCGCAGCUUCAGCCCAGGGAGAAGUAGGCCUUCAGGGGGCAGCCCCAGGAAGCCUGGCCCCAUCCCUCUCUCCCCCCGUAUGGGCAGCCCUGGGCGCUACAGCCCUGCCAACAGGGGCCACCUGCACAGGAUGGUGCGCCUGGCCCAGCUCGCAGCCUUGUAGGGCUGGAGCGCUGCUGCGCUCGUGCUUCAUUAAAGAAGGGUAAUGUGUUUAUUGCUAAAAUUCACAAAAGUUAUAUUCUGAUUAAUUUAUUAAUCCUCAUUUUGAGAGUCAAAGAAUUUUAGAAAAUGCAAAUGUUCCAUAUAAAAUUUAGAUUUCUGGCAUUUUGGGACUUAAUGAAAGCAAACUCAGAUACCAGUUUUCUGAACACUGAUGUGAUAAUGCAGACCAUGGUCACCGCCCUGGCUGCCUGUGCAGCAUACGGCAGUCAAGGCUGCUGUGCCCCCAGGAGUCCCAGCUGGUGCCCAGAGGCAGCGUUGGCUGUGCUGGAGCCAUGCUCACUUCAGCUCAGUUCUGAAAACUAAGGUGAAUUUUGUUCACCUUCCUUUUCGGGGACGGGAGGUGGGGUUCACUCUCGGGCUCUCCUUGGUUAGAUGAAGAUAAAGCUUUUCUCUUGGACACAGUCUGUGGCCCUGGGAGGGCAUGAGUGUCAUGCAGGAUGCGACAGCCAGCACAGUCACAGUGUCUUUGCUGCCUGUGCAGUGGGGCAGGGUGAUCUGUGUGCAUCCCUGGCUCUGAGAUCACCCCGUAGUUGAGGGCUCCUUUCUGCUGGAAUUCCUUUAUAAAAGUGUCACGCUUUAGUACAGAAACUCAAGGUUAACUUUUGACGGGUUUGAGCCUGGUUUAGUUACUAGAGUGUGGUUUACUUUAGCCCCCAGCCCCCACUCCAGGUCUUUGUGCAGAGGUUGGGGGUCGCCACAGCUCCCUGUGCCACACUGGACACCCAAGGAUGGACAUGGGUGACACGGCUGCUCACACACGAGCAGGAUGCCGUGAACGUCCAGGGUGGGAUCCAGCUGGAGACUCUGCUAGUGGUUCUGCUGACUUCAGUGCCUUUUGUAAAGCAUUUUUUAUUUUCCUGAACUAGUUAUUUGAGAAUUUAUAGUGGUACUAAGUUGGUGUAAGAUUCUUUUUCAUUCACAAAAAUUGUUACUUCUGUCACAUAACAAGAGAACAGGUCAGGAAUAUUAGAAUUUAGAUUUUAAAAUUCUAAUAGCUGUUACACAAGGUGUUUUCACAUGUAGUAUGGCCAACAAUCUACAUGUAACACAAAAUACAAUUCUAUUGUAAAAAAACGAUGGCAUUUAGAAAGGCAUCUUUGUUCUCAAAUAUCAGAACACCAAUAUAUUCAGUGCUGAUCUGGUUUUUUUUUUUCUAGAAU